GCUCGUUUGGCUUUCCAGUCGUACGGUCCUGUAGCAACCUGAGCGCGCGGUCUGCUCUCGGUCUCUACGAACGCUCCUCUGUCUGGAUACCAUAGUUUCUUUUUUUUCCUCUGGAUUAUAUAUUUUCUGAUGGUUUUCAACUCCAACUCGAUGCAUAGAAAUGGGUAAACUGCACUCGAAACAUGCCGCUAUUUGUAAACCGAGGGAGAGUCCAGAAGGCGACAGUUUUGUAGUCAAUGCCUGUUUGGCGAGAAAGGGAAUCGACGACUGGCUCGUGAAGCAGAAAUACUAUUGCACGAGCUCUCGCCUCGAGCAACAGGACUGUCAGCACAAGAACAACUGCGGUUUGACUACACGGGAAUCCAUGGAUGAAGCAUGUGCAGAGAGGAUUGGCAAUGAACACUACCGUUUAGAAGUGGCUUUACCGCCAGAGAAGACAGACAGCUGCUGUGUGGAGGAGAAGAUGCAGGAGAGGGACAGCCAAUCUCCCGCAGGGCCACAGAAACAGCUCCAGUUUGAAGAGUUGGAGUGUGCUGUGUCUGUGGAGGAGGAUAACCGGCAGGAGUGGACCUUCACCCUCUACGACUUUGACAACAAUGGCAAAGUAACCAGAGAGGAUAUCACCAGCCUGCUCCACACCAUCUAUGAGGUCGUGGACGCCUCCGUCAACCAUUCACCCAGCAGCAGCAAGACAUUGCGGGUCAAGCUGUCGGUGGCUCCCGACUCCAGCCAGCGGUGGAGGACUUGUACGCAGGGUGCGGCAGACAUGUCCCACCCCAGAGAGAAAAAUGACAAGUGCAUAGAAGACCCCAAGAGUGCAGACAAGAAGACACGAGCACUCCUAAGGCGCCACCACAGUGACCACCACACCCAGCCGGGCUGCCAGCGCCACUGUGUGGAUGAGAACCUGGAACGCAGGAACCACUACUUGGACCUGGCAGGCAUCGAAAACUACACAUCCCGCUUCGGAGCCGCACCCACCACAGAGCCGACGAAGGCAGAGCCUCAGACCCGCUCAUCCAACCAGACUCGUUCUCGCUCCCAUGAACCAGAAAAUGGCCACUCCUAUUCCCACCACCGCCGCUUGCAGACUGUUGUGGACACUGUUGCUCCGGACAGCGUCCAUCCCGCCCGUACGCGAGGCCAAGACUCAGGGAAACAUGCCCUCCGUUCUCCUAAGACCCACAGCCGCAUGCCUCCUGCGCAGAUCAGUGGCAGGGUUAUGAGAAGCCGAGGUGUCCCUCCUCCCCCGGCACUACCCAGCCAGACCCCCCCUCACCAGUCCACAGCUCCCUACCGCAAGCACAAGCAGCGGUCCAAGGAAAGCCAGGGCUACAGGGCCUUAAGCUCUCAGGCUCCUGGACCAGUGGUGGAGAAGGAGCAGGUGAGGGACCUGCCCAGUGUGCUGCUGUACGAGGGGGGGCUGGCCCAAGUGGUGCAGCGGCAUGAGCAUCACCACCACCAUGAACACCAUCACCACUACCACCACUUUUACCAGUCCUGAAUUUUUUACCCUGCCUGGGCCAGCUCAGCACUCCUACAGCCCCACAAAACCCAACCAGGCCAGCAGACUCCGACUGCAAGCAGCUUCCUCCUCAACAGCCGGCCCACCCAGCGUUGUGCAGUACUGCAGUGCCUUUGUGGUGGACACAGGACAUGGGUUGGAGAGGAGGAUCAUGGAAGGGGUGUCCCAGUGAUGGGAGGUUAUUAAUCAGUGUUAUAAAGAGGUUGGUCAGACAUACAAAUGCUCGGGUAUGCAGCAGGACAGUGAUUCAGGGCCAAAGUAGGGCCAUGACUGAGGAUCACGGCUGGGGCUAGAGAGGAGGCACAGAGGGACAAUUUGAUAAAUUACCCUGAAGUUCCUGUCGCCCCCGACCCUGUAAUCCUCUACCUGAUAAACUCUACGGCUCCAAACCAGCACCACAACCCUUCCAGACCACUAAGCCAAAAGGUUAUUAAAAAGGAGGGACGAGAGGAAGAAAGACUGUGAUGUAAAGACGAAAAUAUAUGAAGGAAUAGAGGUGAUAGGAGAGCAGGGCAUAGUGUGUGUGCGUGUGCGUGUGCGUGUGCGUGUGUGUGUGUGUGUGUGCGUGUGUGUGAAAAUGUGUGGGCGUAGCCAGAGUGUGUAUGUGAGUGUCACGACACUGGUGUCUGUUUAAAUCCACUUGAAGUGCGCUCAUGUGUGCGUGAGUAUUUAAAGCAGGCUGACAGGCAGGUUUUUGAAGAUGAAAAUGAAGUUUCUGAUUCAAGCACGCAAUACCCCGUAAGCAAAAAUGGGAAGAAAAAAUGUUGAAAUGU
This is a messenger RNA of Sander lucioperca (pikeperch), 2298 nucleotides long. RefSeq names its product NKD inhibitor of WNT signaling pathway 1 (gene nkd1). Bases 161 to 1504 code for a protein of 447 amino acids. The transcript is spliced from 10 exons. NCBI's taxonomy places the organism in Eukaryota, Metazoa, Chordata, Actinopteri, Perciformes, Percidae. Gene Ontology annotation, biological process: negative regulation of Wnt signaling pathway. Gene Ontology annotation, molecular function: calcium ion binding. Gene Ontology annotation, cellular component: cytoplasm. The record is from RefSeq and is a predicted model, not a curated record.